UAGAUUUUGAGAUCCGGUGUCGAAAUUUUUUAAAGUGGUAGGGGAUGCAUUUCGAGGUUAUAUAAUGUUGUUUAGAAUCAUAUAUGACCACUAGUCGGUUACUUAAAGGCAUGUGGUGGCUUUGAGUUAAUUAAGGGAGGUGUGUUCGUAAAAUGUUAAAUUGACAAUUUUAAAUGCAAAGUGAAUUGUUCCAACCAUCCAAAUGUCCUCUCGAGGCGUCAUGGGUCAAUGGGAAGCAUCUUGACCAAAUUCCUUUUUGGGUAAAAAAAAAAAACGAAAAAUGUCCAAAAUUAAAGGCUAUUAUCCACGCUUUCGGGUCAAUUUCGAAAAAUUUGGGACCUGGUAUCGAAAAUUCAAGGGAUCGUAGGAAUGCAUCAUGGGGUCCUAAAUGUUGUUUGAAACCACAUAAAACCAUUAAACGGUCACAUAAAGAUCUAUGAUGACCUUGGGUUGUUUUAAGUCAAUUGUGUAUGUGCAUAAUGAUCGGAUAAAUAGAACUUAAUCCAAAGUACCCGUCUAGUAGUCUACCACUCAUGAUAAUUUUCAUUAGAUUAUGAAUAUUUUUUUUUUUUUUGAAUAAAGAUUAUGAAUAUUGAUAUAUAAUUAAUUAAAACUCUCAACUUCUUAUCUUUAUAAAUUUUGGCCAUGUCUCACACGUUCUUUUACUCUACAACUCACUCCACUCCACCACCUUCCUUAAAAAUCGAUUUUUUUUUUUUAGCAUAAACUUUACCAAAUUAAAAACAUAAAUUAUAAAUCUGUACAAAAAAAAAUAUUCUCAACUUAAUUUUCAGAUGCAUUUCUUUGUUUUUCAAGCUUAUUGCAGUAGCAAAGAUGGAGAAGCAGAGAAGUUGCUCAUUUUGGAAAUCCACUAAAUUUAUGGUUAUUUCUCUAACUCUUUCUAUCUGUUUAGUGUUUUUUUCAUUCUUUUCUUUCUGGGUUAUGCGAGCUUCUCCAUUGAUUCACCAAGAAGCAUAUGUUCUAAGUUUAAGCUUUAAUUCCUUAAAUCUUCAAUCUUUGUCAGUUUCUAGUACAAAUUCAUCUGAUUUUAAUCUUAAUAAUACUACUAAUUUGAAGAAAACCCAGUUACAAAAACCUCAAAUUUCAUCUGGGUUUAUUGUUAAUAGUUCCAUUGAAGUGACUAGUAGUAGAAAUUUUACUGUUUUGGGUAAAAAUUUCUCAGUUUCUAGAGUGAAAGUUGUGAAUUUGGGGGAUACCCAUUUGAGUGAACUUCAAAAUUCAUCUGAAUUUGUGAGAUCUUCUAGUUUUAAGGAUGGAAUUGGUGAAGUUACUACUGAUGGAGUGGUAGAAAAUGAAGUUAGUUGGGUUAAAAAUGAGUUGAAUUUGACUAAAGUUGGUAAAAUUGAUGAGGAGAUUGAAGAGAAGAAGGGUAAAAAAUGUGAUGUUUCCAAAGGGAGGUGGGUGUUUGAUGAUAGCUACCCAUUGUACACAAAUUUCUCAUGUCCAUUUAUAGAUGAAGGCUUUAAUUGCCAAGGAAAUGGGAGGUGGGACAAAGAUUACAUGAAGUGGAGAUGGCAACCUCAAGAUUGUGACAUUCCAAGGUUCAAUGCAACAAAUAUGCUGGAAUUGAUUAGAGGAAAGAGGCUAGUCUUUGCUGGUGAUUCAAUUAAUAGGAAUCAAUGGGAAUCAUUGCUUUGUUUAUUGACGAGUGCUGUUAAAGAUCCCACUAGGGUGUAUGAGACACGGGGUCGAAGGAUUACUAAGAAUAGAGGGGCUUAUAGUUUCAAAUUUGUGGAUUAUCAGUGCACAGUUGAAUUCUAUGUGACCCAUUUCUUAGUGCGUGAAGGCAAGGUGAGGAUGGGCAGGAAGCGUAAGGAAACUUUGCGAAUUGAUAGCAUAAAUAGAGAUUCAGCAAAAUGGAGAGGAGCUGAUAUCUUGAUCUUUAACACUGGAAAUUGGUGGACUCAUUUCAAGACAAAAGCAGGGAUUAACUAUUACCAGGAAGGUAAGCAAGUUUAUCCACACCUUGAUGCUAUAGCAGCUUACAAAAAAGCUCUUCUGACGUGGGCUACAUGGGUCGAUAGAUAUAUAAAUCCUCACACAACCCAGGUUUUCUUUCGAAGUACAGCACCAGCUCAUUUCAGAGGAGGGCAAUGGAAUACUGGUGGGCAUUGUAGAGAAGCAAGGAGGCCACUAAAUGAAAUGUACAUAGACAAUCUUGAUAAAGAUCAUAUUGCUCGGGAGGUCAUCAAUACGAUGAAAACUCCUGUUACAUUUGUGAAUGUAACAGGAUUAUCGUCAUAUAGGAUAGAUGGUCAUCCUUCCAAGUAUGGGAAAAACCCAGGAAAGAAGGGAUCGUCAGAAGAUUGCAGUCAUUGGUGUCUUCCCGGUGUUCCAGAUGCUUGGAACGAGCUGAUUUAUCAUCAGUUACUUAUAAAACAACAGAAGAAUAUGUAUGCUAGGUGAUGAGCAUUAGAACAGUAUUAUUAUAGGCGUUCACACAUUCUUUGAUUAACUUUUUACAUUUGAUAUCUGCUAUUAGAUACUUAGAUUCAGAAUUUUUUGUAAUCAAUUGUAAUGAAAGCGGGAAACAAUGUAUGCUAUUGACUAGUGUAAUACUUGUAAUAACACGAUAUUGUAUGGUUAAGGGAAUCAAGAUUGAUAGCAAGUAUGUAAUAGAGUAUCAAUUUACAACGGAUUGUAAUAAGAUUUGAUGGAACUAACUUGUA
This is a messenger RNA of Chenopodium quinoa (quinoa), 2690 nucleotides long. Its product is annotated as protein trichome birefringence-like 6. Gene Ontology annotation, molecular function: O-acetyltransferase activity. The transcript is spliced from 5 exons. Lineage: Eukaryota; Viridiplantae; Streptophyta; Magnoliopsida; Caryophyllales; Amaranthaceae. Gene Ontology annotation, cellular component: Golgi apparatus. The coding region runs from base 835 to 2427 and encodes 530 amino acids. The record is from RefSeq and is a predicted model, not a curated record.